Messenger RNA from Euleptes europaea (tarantolino), 2116 nucleotides. Its product is annotated as kelch-like protein 31. The transcript has 3 exons. Gene Ontology annotation, cellular component: cytoplasm; nucleus. The record is from RefSeq and is a predicted model, not a curated record. NCBI's taxonomy places the organism in Eukaryota, Metazoa, Chordata, Lepidosauria, Squamata, Sphaerodactylidae. Bases 33 to 1955 code for a protein of 640 amino acids. Gene Ontology annotation, molecular function: protein binding.
GCCUCUCAACCCCGAGGCAUCCUCUCGCGCCAAUGGCUCCCAAGAAGAAAACUCCAAAGAAAAGCAAGGCAGUGAAGAGAGAGUCUCCUGUCAACACCACAAUGGUAGAAGACCCUUCCCUUGAUAUUGACCGGCAGCACCAGCUGGAGGGGUUGUUUGAAAACGGGUCCGAUGGGUUCCUGUGCACCGCUGUCGAAGUCAUUGAUCCGAGCCACGGAAACAGCGUCCUGCAGGUGAUGAGUCACAUGCGCCAAGAGCACCUACUUUGCGACCUCACAAUCACCACCAAAGCAAAGUCCUUCAGCGUUCACAAGCUGGUGAUGUCCUCCUGCAGCGAUUAUUUCAGAGGCCUGCUGACAGCGGAUCUCCACCUUCAACAAGUGGACCUCAAAGACAUCUCCUCCUUGGGUCUGGCCACUGCCAUCGCCUACGCCUACACGGGGAAGCUGAGUCUUUCCCUAUACACCAUCGGCAGCACCAUUUCCACAGCCAGCCACCUGCAGAUGUACGCUCUGCUCAACAUAUGCACCGACUUCCUCAUCCAGGAGAUGAACGUGGAAAACUGGGUGUAUAUUGUCAAUAUGGCGGACACGUACAAUCUCAACCAGGUGAAGGAGGCUGCAAGGAAAUUCAUCACAGAACACUUCCUGGAGUUCUCCGACACCGAGCAGUUCAUGAAGCUCACUUUCGAUCAACUCAACGAACUGCUGAUGGAUGACGACCUUCAGAUCCCUGACGAAGUGGUGGCCUUCCAGAUUGCUAUGAAAUGGCUCGAAUUUGACUCCAAGCGGUUCAAACAUGCCCCCGACCUCUUGAACAAUGUUCGGUUUGGCACCAUCCCCGCUCAGGACCUGAUCAACUACAUCCAACCUGUGCCGUGUAUGAUGCAGAACCCAGAAUGUCACAAGCUGCUGGUAGAUGCUAUGAAUUACCACUUGCUACCGUAUCAGCAAAACGACCUCCAGUCCAGAAGGUCCAAGAUUCGAGGGGGCUACAGAGUGUUGAUCACAGUUGGCGGGCGUCCAUGCUCAACGGAGAAAGCCCUUAGCAAAGACAUAAACUACAGGGAUGACGAGGGAAACUGGAAUAAGCUUACAGAGAUGCCAACCAAGUGCUUCAACCAGUGUGUUGCGGUGAUGGAUGGAUUUCUCUAUGUGGCAGGGGGAGAAGAUCAAAAUGAUGCCCGAAACCAGGCAAAGCAUGCACUUAACAAUGUGUGCAGGUAUGACCCGCGCUUCCAAACUUGGCUGCACUUGGCCAGCAUGUCGCACAAGAGAACGCACUUCAGCCUCAGUGCUUUCAACGGGCACCUGUACGCCGUCGGGGGGCGCAACGCCAAGGGGGCCCUGGUCUCCGUCGAGUGCUACGUCCCUUCUACCAACAGCUGGCACGCCAAAGCUAACAUGGAGUUGCCACGCUGCUGCCACGCCAGUGUGGUCCUCGGCGGCAAAAUCCUGGCAACCGGUGGCUAUGUGAACAAUGCCUACUCUCGCACCGUUUGCAGCUAUGACCCCGCCGCAGAUGCUUGGCGAGAUUGCGCUUGGCUGAGUAGCCCAAGGGGUUGGCACUGCGCCACCGCCUUAGGGGACCAGGCCUAUGUCCUGGGAGGCAGCCAGCUGGGUCCCCGAGGGGAGAGGGUGGACGUGAUCCCCGUGGAAUGCUACAAUGCUCUGACAAACCAGUGGAGCUGCAUGGCCCCCCUGCCCAUAGGUUUGAGCAUGGCUGGUGUGGCCACCGUCGGUGGGCAAAUCUUACUCGCGGGUGGUUGGAACGAAAGCGGAAAGAAAUAUCAGAAGAGCGUCCUGGCCUACAACCCUGACCUGAAUGAAUGGACAGAGGAAGGGGAGCUCUUGGAGGGCACCGUGGGGGUUUCCUGUUGUACGAUUGCCCUCCCUCACUCGAGCACCCGGGGGUCCAGGGCCAGUUCAGUGGCCUCGGCAACUGUCAGUAUUUAAGGCUAGGAGGGCAAGGGGGUGGGAUGAAGAAUGCAGGGUUCAUAACUGGCCUGAUCGGGGGUAACCUAAAAAUGCCAAAGGGCUUCUGAAGUUUGCAUGUACCUGUUUUGCCAGCUUCCAAACCAUCUACCCCUCCACAAUUAGCUUCACCUCCCAGAACA